Molecule: messenger RNA, 1068 nt
Organism: Nicotiana attenuata
Lineage: Eukaryota; Viridiplantae; Streptophyta; Magnoliopsida; Solanales; Solanaceae
Product: adenylate kinase 4
Exons: 6
Coding region: 123-851 (242 amino acids)
Biological process (GO): nucleobase-containing compound metabolic process
Cellular component (GO): mitochondrion; cytoplasm
Molecular function (GO): ATP binding; AMP kinase activity
Source: RefSeq, a predicted model, not a curated record
GAGUUAUAGAAGUACAAGUUUGUGUAUCUAUAGGUUGGUGUACCUAACCUCUAAAUCUACCAAACCCAGAAUCCCAUUAUAAGGGAAACCAGAGAAAAAGACAAGGCAAGAAUAAGUUAAACAUGGCUGCUUCAUUGGAAGAUGUUCCUUCAGAAAGCCUUCUGUCUGAAGUUCUCCGCCGUUUGAGAUGUUCUUCUAAGCCUGACAAACGCCUCAUUCUCAUUGGUCCACCUGGAUCCGGAAAGGGUACACAAUCUCCUAUCAUUAAGGAUGAAUUUUGUUUGUGCCAUUUGGCCACGGGUGAUAUGCUCAGAGCUGCUGUUGCUGCUAAAACUCCACUUGGAAUUAAGGCCAAAGAAGCUAUGGACAACGGUCAACUUGUGUCGGAUGACUUAGUUGUUGGCAUAAUUGAUGAAGCAAUGAAGAAAGCUUCAUGUCAAAAGGGCUUCAUUCUUGAUGGUUUUCCAAGGACAGUGGCUCAAGCAGAAAAGCUAGAUGAGAUGCUUCAGAAGCAGGGGACCAAGAUUGAUAAGGUGCUCAAUUUUGCAAUUGAUGAUGCAAUCUUGGAAGAGCGAAUCACGGGCCGAUGGAUCCAUCCUUCAAGUGGUAGAUCUUACCACACCAAAUUCCAACCUCCAAAAGUUCCUGGUGUCGAUGAUAUCACUGGAGAGCCUUUAAUUCAACGGAAAGAUGAUACUGCUGAAGUUCUCAAAUCAAGGCUAGAUGCAUUUCACCGUCAAACUGAACCGGUAAUCAAUUAUUAUUCCAAGAAGGGUGUUGUUGCAAGUCUUCAUGCUGAAAAACCACCAAAAGAAGUUACUUCUGAGGUUAAAAAUGUCCUAUCGUCUUGAAAAAAAGAGUCUUUCACAACAAAAUUGGGACACAUUACACAUGUUUUCUUUUUAAUCUGACGUAUUAUCGACUAAAAAAAAAAGGACACACUUGUGAUUUUGUUUUCUUAUCCGGCUUCUUGCUCAAGUUCCCUGAGGAAUUAUUGUUUUGUAUUCAGGAUACAGAUUUUGCUAAUAAAAUUUGGAAUAAUUCAUUGAUUGAUUAUUCGGCCUUUGC